AUGGAUGAUCACACUCAAACGCCAUCACACGAUGACAAUGAUCAAAUUGCCAAAGAUCCAAAGUGCUGCCCUAGACUGGACAUAGCCACAGACAAAGAACCACUAUCACAACAGCAAUCAAACAAGAGCGUCAUUCUCGUACUUCUAUCAGGAUUAGGAUGGCUGGACAGGCUUCUAACGCCUUUGAUCGUGAUAGCAAUGGUGAUUGGCGUUGUGAUUGGUGAAUAUGCGCCUAAUGCAAAGGAAAACUUAUCAAAAGGUCAUUUAUACGGCGUUUCCGCUCCUCUUGUUAUUGGUUUGAUCGUGAUGAUGUGGCCAAUUUUGACAAAAGUUCCAUUUGAAAGCUUACAUAGAACGUUUCAAACAUCACGUUUAUGGUCACAGAUUGGAAUGUCGCUACUGUUGAAUUGGAUCAUUGGACCUUUCUUGAUGUUAGGGCUGGCAUGGGCAACGUUACCUGAUCUCGAAACAUAUCGAACGGGUAUCAUCAUGGUAGGAUUGGCAAGGUGCAUUGCAAUGGUGAUGAUUUGGAAUAAUAUCGCUCAAGGAGAUGCGGAAGUAUGUGCAAUCUUGGUCAUCAUUAAUUCAGUAUUGCAAAUGGCACUUUAUGCUCCUUAUUGCAUCUGGUUCAUUAACGUAAUCUCACAUGCAUCACAAUCAUUCACCUUGCAAUAUGGCCCAACUGCCAUCUCUGUUUUGAUCUAUCUUGGAAUCCCACUAGGCGCAGGAGUGGUGACCCGAUUUGGUGUGAUGUGGUUAUUAGGCAAAAAGAGGUUUUACAACACCUUUCUGCCUUUCUUUGGCCCACUUUCACUGGUUGGACUGUUAUACACAAUCAUCAUUAUCUUUGCAGAACAGAGCAAACGUAUUUUAGACAACCUCGGUCCCACCUUUCGCACGUUCGUUCCGCUUGUGCUGUAUUUUGCCAUCAUGUGGACGUUCACAUUUGUUCUCGUCUGGCGUCUCAGUCUACGUGAGAGCCUGAUGGAGGAUGUUGACAUUAGACAACGCACAAAAUGGGGAUAUGAAAUGGCAGUAGUACAAGCAUUCACUGCAGGCAGUAAUAAUUUUGAACUUGCAAUCGCGGUUGCAGUUGCAGUGUAUGGAGCAGAUUCUGAUCAGGCGUUAGCGGCUACUAUUGGACCGUUGGUUGAAGUGCCGGUAUUACUAAUCUUAUCAUGGGUUGCAUUAUGGCUCAGAAAGAAGCUUACUUGGGAUAAAACGGAGAAGAACGAUCUCAAUGCACCUUCGGCAAAUAAAAAUAGAAGCCAAAGAUGA
This is a messenger RNA of Meira miltonrushii, 1278 nucleotides long. Its product is annotated as arsenical-resistance protein. Gene Ontology annotation, cellular component: plasma membrane. The record is from RefSeq and is a predicted model, not a curated record. The transcript is spliced from 2 exons. The coding region runs from base 1 to 1278 and encodes 425 amino acids. NCBI's taxonomy places the organism in Eukaryota, Fungi, Basidiomycota, Exobasidiomycetes, Exobasidiales, Brachybasidiaceae. Gene Ontology annotation, molecular function: antiporter activity; arsenite transmembrane transporter activity; antimonite transmembrane transporter activity. Gene Ontology annotation, biological process: antimonite transmembrane transport; arsenite transport.